AUGCCUUUAUCAUCCUCUACACCCUCUCGGAUGACCCUGCUCACGAGUAGGAUGCCCAUGGCAGCGACUUCAGACGAGUAUCUUCCACUGCACUCGCCCCCUUCCCCUUCCCCUUCGUUCUCGUCGGCCGAGUCAAGCCCAGCGGCAAGCCCUCGUAUACAUGGAUUCCGCCAUAAGAUCCCCUCUUUACAGGAGAUAAGGGCACGAAGUUCGGGUACUCUUCCUCUACCAGUUGCAUGCAGACCUCGGAGAUUCCAAUCCACCUUUCUUGUGCUCAUAGCGCUGAUAGUGCUUUCGGCGUAUAUCAUAUUCCUAUCUACCCCAACACUACGCGCCUUCAACACAGCACCGAGCGUGGAUAUUGCGCGAGUGGAUGCUCAACACAUCGUUCCCAAUCAUCGACAACAAUCAGGGAAAGCUCGCCAUGGUCAUCACAUCACGAAGAAUUUACCACCACUGCCAAUACCAGUCCUGACGCCAGCUCUCGAGCUAGCUGCGAUAACAUCCUUCCUUACAUCCAUCCACGACGCUCAUAUGAACAUGCUCCCCCCGACCGUUGAUCCGUCCAAGACGAUUGAUCCGCAACUUGUGCUGGAUUUUGACAUCACCCGGAAUCCCCGAGCGAAAGAAGAACUACAAUCUUUGCAAGAGAAUGUUUGGUCAAGGAACCCCGUAGUCCUGUACGCCAAGCACUUCUCUCCCCUUUCACGAGCGAUUAAAGCAACACUCGAAGCUCUUCACAUGCAUCCUCCGCCGACCUUCAUAGAUGUCGAUACACGUGUGGAUGCUUCCAUCCUGGAGCCACUUCUCCGCCGACUCACCGACAUGGACUUGCCUAUCAUAUUGAUCGGCGGGCAACUGGUCCGACCUAUUGAUGAUGAGGACUCAGGCGACGAUUCGUCAUCGCCAGAUAAACACCUCAAAGUCAUACUGGAUGCUGGACACUCGCAUGCGUCAAUGAAGAAAAUUGACACGUCUGUUUUGGAGUAUUUGCAAGAGUUGGAAUCGAGUGGCGAGUUGGCCGAGCUCUUGGAGAAUGCUGGGAUUAACUUCGAGCACUAUCCCCCACCGAAAGAGAUGGCUCCAGCCGUUGAGUAUGUUAUAUUUGACAUGGACGGUUUAAUGAUAGACUCGGAACGCGUAUACACGGAUGUGACCAACGAAAUCCUGAGUGACUAUGGGAAGGAGAUGACAUGGGAUAUCAAAGCGGGCUGUAUGGGAAAACCGGAGCGCCAAGCUGCAGAGCAUUUACUGUCUUUCUUUCCUGGUAUCACCCUAACCAUCGAAGACUACCUGCGACGGCGAGAUGAGCUACAAGACCUGCGCUGGCCGAAAGUCCAGCUGCUUCCAGGAGUGCAAAAGCUCGUCAAACACCUACACGCACACAGCAUUCCGAUCGCGGUGGCGACUGGGUCCAGACGGAGAAACUUUACCUUGAAAACGCAACACCUCGGAGAUGUCUUUGAUUGUUUUGAAGGACGCAUCUUGUGUGCCGAUGAUCACGUCAGCGAUGGAGAUAUUACUCGGAAGAUGAAAGGCAAGCCGGCUCCUGAUGUAUUUAUAUGGGCUGCGAGAACUCUCCUUGGAAGAAAUGUCGGCGACCCGGACGCAGACUGUGUGCCACAGGAGUUGGACGAGCGAAGCAAGGGCUUGGUAUUUGAGGAUGCUCUACCUGGUAUGCAGGCAGGUAAAAGAGCCGGAAUGACCGUUGUCUGGGUCCCUGAUGCAAACCUACUCAAUGUGGAUUAUGGGGGCGUGGAGAAGGCCGACAUUGUCUUGAAAUCACUGGAAGACUUCGUUCCUGAGCAUUGGGGUUUGCCCCCGUAUUCGGCAGACUAA
This is a messenger RNA of Pleurotus ostreatus (oyster mushroom), 1839 nucleotides long. RefSeq lists its product as uncharacterized. The coding region runs from base 1 to 1839 and encodes 612 amino acids. NCBI's taxonomy places the organism in Eukaryota, Fungi, Basidiomycota, Agaricomycetes, Agaricales, Pleurotaceae. The record is from RefSeq and is a predicted model, not a curated record. Gene Ontology annotation, molecular function: phosphatase activity. The transcript is spliced from 7 exons.